GGCCGCAACCAAUGGGUCUCUCCCGUCGCCCUCAACCCGGAGCAGGAAGCCCGCUACCAGGCGUUUAUCCGGGCCAGGACCACGGCGGCUCACAAGCCGCGGCAGGGGAAGGGCCACCUCCCCAAGCGGAUGAUGCCGCGGCCCCAGCGGCAUCGGGGCGUGCCUCCUCAGCCACGAAGGGAGGCAGCGACCGUGGCCGCAGCGGCGGUCGAAGAGGAGGAGGUCGUCUUCGAGGAGGAGUCGGAGGAAGAGACCACUUCUGAUAGUUCCCCGAAGGCCGGCCCAGCCCAGGCCUUGCAGCCCGGCGACACUGAAGCCGAGGAGUCGCCUGCCCAGGCAAAAA
Molecule: messenger RNA, 343 nt
Organism: Symbiodinium sp. CCMP2456
Lineage: Eukaryota; Dinophyceae; Suessiales; Symbiodiniaceae
Source: the annotation of a GenBank genome assembly